GCUGAAAUGAAACUGAACUCCACCGUGUGUGUGUGUGUCUAAGUGUGUGUACAGUGAGUGCUCUAAAAACACCAACACACUGUGUCCGCGGGGACUUUAUGCCACCUGUGUAUUUCUGUGAAACUUUGCUUCUCUAACAUUUUAUGUUUUAUAAUUUAAAUAUGGAAUUUAUUCAGAAAUUAAACUGCGUCAGUUAAUACACUGACGUCACUGGGUUGCCCUCACGCGCAGUUCAGCCGAAGCUUUGCAGCUCUGAGAAAACCAUGUGAACUCUUUAAAUCUAAUAGAAAAUAAUACAUCUUAUCUGAUAUUGUCUCGACAUUCUGAGUCAACUGAACACUGUGAUUUUUUCCUUCUAUUUAUUUUAUUUAUUUACUUCCAUUUUUAUUUAUUUAUUUGUCUACUCAUCUGUUGGUUUACUCUGCCUAUUAUUGUUAUUUAUUUGUACGUUUGUUGGGCUGCUUAUAUUGUAUAACUACUAAUUAACUGUAGACUAAUUAUUUGUAUAAUUUAAUCUUUUGUAGUUUCAUAUUGUAAUUGUAACCUCUUUAACACGCCUUAACUGAGCGCGGCGCGCGCGUCUUUCGUGCCUCGCAGUCUGAGACUCCCAGAUCUCGCGAUAACUGGCUGUGUGACGCGACUCGCCGCUUGAAGUAUCUGUUGAAGUUCCGCGCGGCUCUGCGGGAUCAGUGCGGCUCAGUGCGGAUCUGCAGGAGUGUGUGACCGGGUGGCGGGUCUGUCGCAGCCAUGAGGCGGAAUAAGGCGGACGUGGAGCGCUACAUCUCCUCAGUGGAGAGUCUCUCUCCGGCUCAAAAAGAGAAACCAGUGAAAGGAUUUUUAUUUGCGAAAUUAUAUUUUGAAGCCAAGGAGUAUGAACUUGCUAAAAGACAUGUGUCAGCGUAUUUAACAGUUCAGGUCAGGGAUCCCAAAGCACAUCGAUUUCUUGGACAACUUUAUGAACUAGAGGGUGAAAUUGAAAAAGCAGUCGGAUGUUACAAGCGUUCAGUGGACCUGAACCCGGCCCAGCGGGACCUGGUUCUGAAAGUGGCUGAACUGCUGUGCAGUAAACCGGAGCUCGACAGCAGGGCAGAAUUCUGGGUGGAGAAGGCUGCCAAGCAUUUUCCGGGUCACCCUGCAGUCUUCGACCUGAGGGAGAAACUGUUGAGUGUUCAGGGAAAGCAAGGCUGGAACCAGCUUUAUGACCUGCUGCAGUCUGAGCUCCAGCUGCGCCCCUAUGACACCCACGUUAACCGCAGACUGGUGGAGCUCUACUGCCUGGAUAAGCGUCUGGAAGAAGCGGCUAAACACUGUCUGGCUGUGGAACGCUCCGGGGACUUAAGACACAGCCUGGAAUGGUACACCACCUUCGUCCAAACACUUCAGGAUUACGUGAAACAACCGAGUGUAUCCUCUAAUGAGAAGGUGUGUCGAAAGAUCCAAAAGGAGCUGUUGCUGGCUCAGGGUAAUCUGCUGAGGCUCACUCUUGCUGAAAAAGACUCCAGGGAAAGCGCGAAUGCACUUCAGACUUUUGACCGGGCUAUGCAGGAUCUUAAAAACACCGCCUCAAAAGCGACGGACGAGCUCCUGGAGGUAUUCGCGGAAAUGAGGGCUCAUCUGUACCUGUAUGCUGGGACGCUGCUGCUGAAGAUGGCUGUGGAAAAGGAGCAGCCGUGGAGAACUGUUGUAGAUUUAGCAGCGCUCUGUUACCUUCUGGCUUAUCAGGUUCCAAGACCAAAGACGAAGCCUGAAACCAGUGAGCGUGCAUCGCUAAAAGCCUUAGCUUGUUAUCGCCAAAGCCAAGCAGGACACAUGCUGCUGAACCUGAACCAGGAGAACGAGCAAUUUGUGAAGGAGGUGGUGGAGGUGUUUGGGAACAGGAGUGGACAGGAUGCUCUGUUUGAGACGCUGUUCAGUACACAGGGUCACCGGGAUCUCUCGUUCAUCAGCAGUGACACAAUCUUCAACAUCAGCACUCAGUUACCGGACAGACAAGACCUGGCUAAGUGGGACAAUGGCUCCAUCCUGCACUGUGGGGAUUUACAGCACCUGACCUGGCUGGGACUGCAGUGGUCGAUGAUGGGCCAAAGACCCCCAGUGAAAGACUGGCUUAAGCAGCUCUUUCCUCGUCUGACUCUGGAGACGUUCAAACUGGACACCAACGCUCCUGAGUCCAUCUGUCUGCUUGACCUUGAGGUGUUUCUGUGUGGUGUGGUGUUCACAAGUCACACUCAGCUACAGGAAACGGCCAAGAUCUCCCCUGCUUCCCAGCUGCAGGAGCCCAGAUGUUUACCACUGCAGCUUAUGAAGCUCUUGUCCUCAGAGAGACAGAGAGAGUGGUGGGACGCCGUCUACAGCCUCAUUCAUAAAAAGGCAGUACCGAAUACAUCCGCUAAACUGAGAAUGAUUGUCCAACACGGCCUGAACACACUGCGGGCGAGAGAGAAACAUGGGCUUCAGCCUGCGUUGCUCGUCCACUGGGCCAAACAUCUCAGUAAAAUGGGUGAUGGUGUGAACUCCUACUACGACCAGAAAGAAUAUGUUGGCCGUAGUGUGCACUACUGGAAUGUUGUGCUCCCCCUACUUGAGAAAAUCGAGAAGAGACGCAGCAUUCCUGAACCUCUUGAUCCAUUAUUCAUGCAUUUCGCUAGUAAGAACAUGCAGGUUUCUGAAGUUAAAGGCUAUGAAGAGGAGGCUACGAUAGCUACCGCUAUUCUUCUCGACAUCGAGGGCAAAACAGUUCAGGCCAUCCCGAUGCUGGAGAAGCUCGACUGUGUCUCUUCCUACUGGUAUCUUGCUCGGAUCUAUCAGAGACUCUCUGAGGAGGCCGGAAACGGAGUUGAGGAAAGUCAAGACCGGUGCAUCAACCUUCUCCAGCUGUUCAAGAAGUACUUAUCGAAGGUCUACCUCGCCAAUGGAGAUGACAUGGAGAAGGUUCCUGUGUCAAUGGAGGAAAUCAUGGACCUUCUCAAUGAUGUCAAUCAGCAGCUUGGAGAGAGUGGAGAUGAUGUGGAUGUAGUUCAUGAAGGCCUUCCGAUGACUUCAAGCCCGCGGUCACUCACAGAUCCAGCUGGAGCUGCUUCCCAUAAGUUCUCCAUGUCCUCUCCAGCCAAAAGUGUCCGCUCCCCCUCUAAGAGAUCAGUGUUCUCUCCAAAAACACCCCCUCACUGGGUGGAGGAUCAGAAGUCUCUCUUGCAGAUGCUCUGCCAACAUGUCGAGGCCUUGAAGAAUGAAGUUCAUGAUCUCAGACACAACUCGUCUGCAUCAACAGAGUCCCCGUUUCACAGAGUGUAUGGAGGGAAUUAUGCAGCAGAUGCAUUUCCGGAGCCCUUUUCAGCAGCGCAGUCAUUUCACGGAGUGCCACUUACAGUUGCCACCACGGGCCCUUCAGUGUACUACAACCAGUCGCCUGCGUAUAACUCGCAGUACCUUCUUCGCACUGCGGCUAACGUAACACCGUCCAAGGCACCCGUGUAUGGAAUGAAUCGUCUCCCACAGCCGCAUAUGUAUGCUUAUCAGCAACCAACACACACGCCUCCUCUUCAAACAGCAGCAUGCAUGUACCCUCAGGAUCAGGUUUUUGGUACCUCUGGUAUCAGGUUUGAGUCACCAGCUACAAGCUUACUGUCUCCGUACAAUGAAGAAUACGGCAGCCAUAAUGUUUCUCAGCCCUCUACCAAUCCAGUGUUGCCGGAGCCUGGGUACUUCACUAAGCCGCCCGUCAUACACGCCCAGUCCGGUAAGAGCAGUGAGGGCAAGCCAGGGGAUGUGAAAAUUAGCUUUGCCCAGCAAAUUGCUGUUGAAUCUUCUAAAAUUCGGCCUGAAGCUGCCUCCCAAAUGACCCCAACACCGGCUGCUUUCAAGUUUAAUUCAAAUUUUAAGUCUAAUGAUGGUGACUUUACUUUCUCAUCUGCAGAAAUGAAAAACAAGAAUGAAAGCCUUUUGGGGCUUCUGACUUCAGAUAUUCAUCCCAGAGCUGAAGGCCAUUCAGCCGUAAAGUCGCAGUCACAAGACCCGGCAUCCAGCAGUGUCUUUACUUUUGGGAGUAAAAAUGCGUUUUCUUUUGUCGAUGGGGCUCAGGGUAAUACGAGUCUUUUUGGAAAAUCUGUACCCAAGUCAGUGACUGGGGAGGAAAACGAUGAGAAGUAUGUUGAAAGUGAUGACAGCACUCACAUUGAAGAGGAUGAGGAUGGUCCGCAUUUUGAGCCCAUUGUUCCUCUGCCCAAUAAGAUUGACGUAAAAACUGGGGAAGAGGAAGAAGAAGAAAUGUUCUGCAACAGAGCAAAAUUGUUCCGUUUUGAGGCAGAAACAAAAGAAUGGAAAGAGAGAGGCGUCGGAUCUUUAAAAAUCCUCAAGCACAAAACAUCCGGUAAAUAUCGAUUGCUGAUGAGGAGAGAACAAGUUUUGAAAAUAUGUGCAAAUCACUACAUCACUACAGACAUGGUUCUAAAACCAAACGCUGGCUCUGAUAAAUCAUGGGUGUGGUAUGCUAUGGAUUACGCUGAUGAAAUGCCAAAGACAGAACAGCUGGCUAUUCGCUUUAAGACAGCAGAUGAAGCUGCAAUUUUCAAACAAAAAUUUGAGGAAGCUCAGAGAGCUAUUCUGAAACAUCCCAAAUUGCAAGGUCAACUGAAAGAAAAUGACCCCAAGCCUUCCGUGGACUCUGGCAAAAACACUGACCUGAAAACGCUUUUCGCUAAGAAGGAAGGUGAAUGGGACUGUAGUGUCUGCUGUAUAAGAAAUAAAUCCACAUCUAAAGAAUGUGCUGCUUGUUGCAACCCCAAUCCUUGUGCGGAUUCAAAACCUGAACGUAAACCACCUGAGGGAUUUAAAGGUGCUUCUGCUACUACUUCAUCAGCGGCAGCAUUUAAUUUUGGACUUGGUGGAAAUACUAAGGAUCCCAGUGGUGAAGCCAGCUUUAAGGCUUUUGGAUCCCAAAUUCCUUUUUCCUUUACGUUUGGAUCGCAGUCAGCUGCUACUCCAUCCAGUCAGGGUGAUGCAAAAUCUGCAAAUGUUUCAAGCUUUUCAUUUGGGUCUGGAUUUGGCUCUCAGUUUGAUAAGAAACCAGGACAGUGGGAUUGUUCCACAUGUGCAGUGAGGAACGAGGCCUCUGCGAGCAGCUGUGUUGCAUGUCAAACUAAUAAACCCGCUAUUGCUCCAGAACCCACCAAACCGUCUGUCAAUUUGCAAAUUCCAAGUCAAUUGAAGGGAAAUGAUUCUAAGCCUUCUAUAAUUGUGGAAACCAGCAAAAACGCUGACCUGAAAACGCUUUUCGCAAAGAAGGAAGGUGAAUGGGACUGUAGUGUCUGCUGUGUGAGAAAUAAAUCCACGUCUAAAGAAUGUGCUGCUUGUUGCAACCCCAAUCCUUGUGGUGAUUCAAAACCUGAAGUUAAACCAGCUGAGGGAUUUAAAAGUGGUCCUGCUCCUACUUCAUCAGCGACAGCGUUUAAUUUUGGACUUGGUGGAAAUACUAAGGAUCCCAGUGGUGAAGCCAGCUUCAAGGCUUUUGGAUCCCAAAUUCCUUUUUCCUUUAAGUUUGGAACAGAGUCAUCUAGUUCAGCUGAAGUAAAAUCGCAGCAAGGUUCAAAUUCCUCCAUCCAAAAAGUCAGCAGCUCAAGUGUUCCAAGUUUCGCAUUCAGUUCCACUGCUGCUCCAGAAUCUACCAAACCACCUGCAAGCUCUGUCCCCUCACGUGGCUCUGGACUUGACAAGUUUGCCAAAAAAGCAGGUCAAUGGGAUUGUGAUACCUGCCUGGUCAGGAAUGAGGCAGCUGCAGCAGUGUGCGUUUCUUGUAAUUCUCCAUGUAGCAGCCGAAAAAGUGGAAUGCAGUGGGAUUGUGAUGGUUGUCUAGUUAGAAAUGAGAUCACAGCCAGUCAAUGCGUGUCCUGCCGGAAACCAAAUCCCAAUGCAACCAGGACUAAGGCUGCAACCGCACCUUCUUCCUUUAGCUUCAGUGCUGAUGGUCAAGCCAACCCUGCAAGUACAGCUGGCUUAAAGGCUAGUGCUUUUAAGUUUGGUCAGACUAAGAAAGACACACCAGCAACAACUCAAGUCGAAACCUCUUCAGGCAGUUCAAAAUUCUCUUUUUCUGUGCCAGGUUCAAGCUCUGGAUUCAAAUUUGGUCUUAAGGGGUCUGAAUCAAAGCCAGCCACCAGAGGCAGUGAAUCUGCCUCAGUGUUUCUGAAAAACAUUGCAGAACAGCACAGAGAAAAAGAAGCAGAGGUACCCUCUUCAUCUGUCCAGCCUGUAAGUAAAAUUGCCAACGAAGACUGUCCACUGUUUACAGGAAAGCAGAAUGCGUUCAGUUUUGCAGACUUGGCAAAGUCUUCGGAAGGUAAUUUCCAAUUUGGCGAGAAGGAUCCCAGCUUUAAAGGCUUUAAAGGGGCUGGCGAGCAACUUUUUACCUCAUUUGUGCAAGGCCAAAAGGGAGACCACUCCAUUGAACAAGAAGAGGAGGAUAUGUAUAAAACAGAAGAAAAUGACGAUAUUCAGUUUGAACCUGUGGUUAAGAUGCCUGAGAAAGUUGACCUUAUUACAGGGGAAGAGAGUGAGGAAUGCCUGUACACAAUACGUGUGAAACUUUUCAGGUUCGAUAAUGAUACUAAUCAGUGGAAAGAACGGGGUGUUGGAAACCUAAAACUUUUAAAAAACAGUCAAAAUGGGAGGCUUAGGGUUCUGAUGAGACGAGAGCAGGUGCUGAAGGUGUGUGCUAAUCACUGGAUAACUACUACAAUGAACUUAAAGCCCCUUUCUGGCUCAGAUCGAGCCUGGCUUUGGUUAGCAAAUGACUUUUCAGACGGAGAUCCCAAGUUAGAACAGUUGGCUGCCAAGUUUAAAACCCCAGAACUUGCGGAGGAGUUUAAGCAAAAAUUUGAGGAGUGUCAAAAACUGCUGUUGGACAUUCCUCUACAGACCCCUCAUAAGCUGACUGAUUCAGGCCGAACCGCAAGUCUCAUACAAAAAGCCGAGGAAAUGAAAUCUGGUCUUAAGGACCUCAAGUCAUUCUUGACUAACGACGGAAUGAAAGGCAAGAAUGAGGAAAGCAACAUUACCACAGCAAACGAUAUCUCUGGAGUCAAACACCAAGACGAAAGCACUGGACCCACUCUGGAAUGGGAUAAUUAUGAUUUGCAAGAAGAUGCCCAUGAUGAAAGUGUCGACACGUCUGUCUAUGCUUCUCCCCUAGCGAGCAGUCCACUGCAAAAAAAUUUGUUCCGUUUUGGAGAAUCAUCCUCUGCGUUUAGUUUCAGCUUCCAGCCUAUUCUUAGUCCCUCAAAAUCCCCAGCUAAGCUGAAUCAUAGUGUAGCGUCCAGCGGACCGGAUGACGAACAGGAGGCGAGUCAAGAAGAGGACAGAGAUGGCCAGUACUUUGAACCAGUCGUGCCGAUGCCUGACAUGGUUGAGCCUGUGAAUGGAGAAGAGAACGAGCAGGUGGUGUUCAGUCACAGAGCCAAGCUGUAUCGCUACGAUAAAGACCUCAACCAGUGGAAGGAAAGAGGUAUAGGAGACAUCAAAAUUCUACAAAACUACGAGUCAAAGCGCACAAGGCUUGUGAUGAGACGUGACCAGGUCCUUAAAUUGUGUGCAAACCACUGGAUAACCUCCGAUAUGAAGCUUGAGCCAAUGAAGGGAGCAGAAAAGGCAUGGAUUUGGAGUGCUCCUGACUUUGCUGAAGGAGAAGUAAAAGUUGAGCAGUUGGCUGUGCGCUUUAAAUUGCAGGAGACUGCAAAUUCUUUCAAAGAAUCUUUUGAGAGUGCCAAGGAUGCGCAGGAAAAGAAAACGCUUCUUGCAUCUGCUUCAACUAGUGAAGUUUUGACCUCUCCCAAAGCUCUGUGUGGUAAAGCUGCUCUUGAGGUGCUUGAGGAAACAACUAGGGAAAAGUCUGAACAACCUUCUGAAGUCAGUCAUGCGUCUCCAGAGUCUCUCGGUUCUCCUAACACCUCUAAAAUCUCUUGGGUUUCUCCACCCAAGUUUGUCUUUGGACCAAACAAUGUGCAGAAAAUAUUUGAAAGCCCAGAAAUGUCUAAACAGAUGGUUUCCAGUCCAGCUACAGAAGCUGCAGAUCCGACAUCAGUCAGCGCUUUAAGCUUCAAAACACCAGAAAGACAGACGACACCCCUGUUCAAGGUGCAGGAAAGAGGGUUGGAUUUUAGGCUUUUUAAAGAUAACCCUAUGGCUUUUUGGACGUGCACCUCAGCUACCCCGUUUGAACUUCAAGUACAUUCUAACACCCAUGAUGAUGUAAGGAGUGCUGAGAGCAGUGAUGACUCUGAUUUUGAAAUUGUGUUUGAACAACGACCAACUAAGGAGCAGGCAGAACUUGCUCGAAAGCUAAUGCUGCCACCAACAUUCUUUAUUUAUAAAAAUAAACCAGGAUAUGUGACUGAUGAUGAGGAUGAUGAUGAGGAUUAUGAGACUGCUGUGAGAGAUCUGAAGGGAAAACUCUAUCUUGAUUGUCCUGCUCAAGCCAGCGUAGUUACAGAUGAACCGGAGUGUGUACUUGUCUGGGAGAAGAAGCCCACACUGGAGGAGGAGAGAAAGGCCAAGAGCCUCCAGCUGCCCUUUACAUUCUUCUGUGAUGUUAGUACUGAUACGGACACGGAGCCUGACAGGACAGAGGACUUUGCAACAGAGCUACAAAAAGUCCAGCAAGCUCAGAGUGAAAUAAACAGGCAGGAGAGCUCCAGUGUGAGCUCCUCUGAGCGGCCAGCUGCAGCUGAUAAGGGCUGUCCUAUUGACCUCUCCACAAAGACCCACGACACUGAAACACCACCUGACUCAAACACUGCUCAAGACGCCCCUUUUUCUUUUCCAGUUCUUUCCAGUACAUGUUCAUUUGCAGACUUGGCGAAGAAUUCUGCAGAAUUUUCCUUUGGAAAAAAAGAUUCGAAAUUCUCCUGGAUCGAUGCUGGAACACCAGUCUUUAGCAGCAUUCCAAAACCAACAGCUUCCCAAAACGAGGAUGAUGACGACGAGGGCAACGAUGGCGAUGUCUCCAACAAUGAGAUUCACUUUGAGCCCAUUGUCUCCUUACCUGAGGUGGAAGUGAAGUCUGGUGAGGAAGAUGAGGAGGUUCUUUUUAAGCAGAGGACAAAACUGUUUAGGUGGGAUCGUGAUUUGGACCAGUGGAAAGAGCGCGGAGUUGGUGAUCUGAAGAUCCUCUUUCACCCCGUGAAAAAGUACUACCGUGUCCUAAUGAGGCGUGAACAGGUUUUAAAGGUGUGCGCUAACCACACCAUCACCCAGGACAUCGAGCUGAAACCCCUGAGCACCUCUGCUAACGCUCUGGUGUGGAUGGCUAACGACUAUGCAGAGGGCGACGCCAAGGUGGAGCAGUUCGCUGCCAAAUUCAAGUACCCUGAGCCCGCGGAAUCCUUCAGGAAAAUCUUUACAGAUUGUCAGAGCCGCCUGUCUCAGGAGCACCCUGCCCGGGCUUCUGCAGUAUCGGAGCCAUCUGCAGCAUCAGAACCUUCCAACAACCCGUUAGUGUUUUUCACCAUAGCUGUUGAAGGCGAGCCAAUCGGCAAGAUCACGAUGGAGCUUUUUGCCAACAUCGUCCCUAAAACUGCAGAAAACUUCAGAGCUUUGUGCACUGGAGAGAGAGGAUUUGGCUACCGGAAUUCAGUUUUCCACCGGAUCAUUCCUAACUUCAUGUGUCAGGGUGGUGAUAUAAUCAACCAGGAUGGCACAGGUGGAAAGUGCAUCUACGGGGACAAUUUCGAGGACGAGAACUUCAAUGUGCGCCACACUGGACCAGGCAUCCUGUCCAUGGCCAAUCGUGGCAGAGACACAAACAACUCUCAGUUUUUCAUCACGUUAAAUAAAACUGAGCACUUGGACUUCAAACACGUUGCUUUCGGCAUAGUCACAGAAGGCAUGGACGUGGUGAAGCAGAUGGGAGCGCUGGGCUCUAAAAAAGGGGAACCAAGCAAGAAGAUAACCAUUGUAGACUGUGGACAGCUAUAGUUCUGUUCCUCAUACAUUAAUCACCUCUGAAAGGUUUCCAUGUUCUGCUUGUCGUUCUGUUGUUGUUACAUAGUGACACGGACAUCCAAAGAUCACAGGCCUAAAUUCCAGGAGUGUAAUAAUUUUUUUCCCAUUUAAAUUAUCAUGGCACUGAUGACAGAACAGACCUGUCUAAAGAUGUGAGAACGGCAGUCAGUCACCAGCAUACAGAGAAUGGUUUCCUGAGAUGACAUCAUAACCCAGACGUUUGUUUAAACAAGCUCUUACAGAUACACAGCUGAAGAAUUAAACUAAUGAUGGCCUUAAUCUCCUGUCAAGCAAACUGCAGGGGGUGUAUUGGAUUGUGGGGGAAAACUUGGUGUUGCAGGUUUGCUUUUUUUUACGCAGCUGGAAUAACUCGCAACAUAUUUGGAUAAUCAAACAGUACAUUUUGUGUGUUUUUACUCUGUAUAGGUUUCAGAAAAUUUGGCUUUUUACAACAUUGUGAAUUCUACAUUUUCUGCUUUUUUGCUAUUAUUAAAGGUUGAACACUGA
Messenger RNA from Clarias gariepinus (North African catfish), 10497 nucleotides. It is a transcript of the gene ranbp2, whose product is annotated as RAN binding protein 2. Bases 748 to 9963 code for a protein of 3071 amino acids. Gene Ontology annotation, biological process: protein folding; protein peptidyl-prolyl isomerization; NLS-bearing protein import into nucleus. Gene Ontology annotation, cellular component: nuclear pore; cytoplasm. Gene Ontology annotation, molecular function: peptidyl-prolyl cis-trans isomerase activity; protein binding; GTPase activator activity. The transcript is spliced from 29 exons. Lineage: Eukaryota; Metazoa; Chordata; Actinopteri; Siluriformes; Clariidae. The record is from RefSeq and is a predicted model, not a curated record.